Penicillium samsonianum is the source of this 417-nucleotide messenger RNA. RefSeq names its product KGG domain-containing protein. The transcript has 2 exons. Lineage: Eukaryota; Fungi; Ascomycota; Eurotiomycetes; Eurotiales; Aspergillaceae. Bases 1 to 417 code for a protein of 138 amino acids. The record is from RefSeq and is a predicted model, not a curated record.
AUGGCUUUGAUCAGCAGUACUCGAAUCAUGUCACGUCCACUUCUUAGACUGCUUCCAUCCGCACAGUCUGUAAAUGUUGGAUUGUGGCAUCGCCGUAAUGUCGCCACAGUACCACCACCCAAUCCUCAAAACCAUCCCAACCCUGGGAAUUUUGCAAAUCGUCCACGCGAAGAGCUUUCAAAAAUAGCCCACAAGGGUGGGAAAAAGGGUGGGAAAGCCACCGGCGUGGGUGGAUUCCAUAAAAUGGAUCCAGAGAAACAGCAUGCUAUCGCUUCGAAAGGCGGUCGUGCUGGUUCUCGUUCUCGGAAAAAAGCACCAGGAAACGGGGAAACCGAGUUAGAAGCCGAAAAGCGCGGCCGAUCGCAUGAGCCCUCGGUGGUUCCACCUGGAUUUGAAGAAUGGAAGACAAUGGCUUGA